AUGCUACAAAGAAGCACAGCCGGCAAAAUUACUGGCCGGGGAACUGGUGCAGCUUGCGGCAAGGUUUGCGGGGCUGCCGGAUCAUCCGCCAACAUUUCUUUCAACAGCUUCCGACAGUCCUUCACGACCAAUGUUAAUUUCUUGAAACGAAGGUUCUCGUCGGGGGACCUAAGCUCGGAAUUCGACGAUGAGCCGAACGCGAGCACGGGGCUGGCCUCCGUGGGCCCCAAGGACCCGAACUACCAGGGCCUAGCCGAGCGGCCGCUCCAGACCCAGCCACAGCCGAUGGUGCCGCCGCAGCAGCCGGUGCCGGGGGCUCCGCCUCCGGGAGGAGGUGGUCCCGGCGGUCCGGCCGGCAGUGGCGACCUCAGCCUGAACCUCAGGCCCGGCUCGAGAACGACGAGCGCGCCAUCCUCGCCCGCCAAGACCAGGGAGAGCUUGCUGCAGAGGGUUCAGAGUCUCACGGGCGCCGCGCGCGAUCAGGGCGCAUCGAUCCUCGGUACUGCUGUGCAAGGAGUGACGAGCGGACGCGGCUUCGGCGGCAAGGACAAGAGCUUCAUACUGCUCGUGAUCGACGACCAGAACACCGACUGGAGCAAGUACUUCCGAGGCCGCAGACUGCACAACGACUACGACAUACGCGUCGAACAGGCCGAGUUCCGCGAGCUGACCCUCACGGCCAGUGACGCCGGCUGCACCGUGUCCAUGGCCGUCAUUCGCAAUGGUAGCAAAGUCAUGAGGUCGUUCAAGCCGGAUUUCGUGCUGAUUAGACAGAACUUACGCGACGCCGGCGAGGACAACAAAAACUUACUUCUCGGUCUCAUGUACGGCGGCGUGCCCAGUGUCAACAAUCUCCAGGCCAUAUACAAUUUCCAGGACAAACCAUGGGUCUUCGCUCAACUUAUCGGUCUUCAACGACGUCUUGGACGAGAAGCAUUUCCCCUUAUCGAGCAAACUUACUACCCACAUUAUCGGGAAAUGGUGAACGCUAAUCGUUAUCCGACGGUCGUGAAACUGGGCCACGCUCACGGUGGUGUGGGUAAGGCCAAGGCCGAAAAUUGUCAAGAGUUUCAGGAUCUGGCCUCGCUCGCCGCCCUCAGCAACUGUUACAUCACGGCCGAACCCUACGUCGACACCAAGUACGAUGUUCACGUACAAAAGAUCGGCAACAACUACAAGGCUUUCAUGCGCAAAAGCAUAACUGGAAAUUGGAAAUCUAAUACUGGUUCGGCGAUGCUGGAACAGUUGCCAGUAUCGGAUAAACAUCGCGGUUGGGUGGACCAAGUGUGCCAAUUAUUUGGCGGUCUUGACAUUUGUGCCAUCGAGUUGCUGGUCGGUAAAGACGGCAGAGAGUACAUCAUCGAAGUCAACGACAGUGCCCUGUCACUUAUGGGUGAUACUCAGGAAGAAGAUCGUCGACAUAUUGCCGAGCUUGUGGCCGCCAAAAUGCAGGCCUAUUGCCGACCACCGUCGCAGUUAACGAAGACGAAUUCGCGCGGUUCCAUGUCCUCGACAUCGGGACUGUCAUCGCCGACAGAAGAACGUGGACCACCACUGGGCCCACCGCCGCCAGCCCCUCCAAGCUCGCACGGCAGCAUCACCUCUAUGACCAGCGGCCUCGGCUCUACCAGCUCGGUUUCGGCUCUCAACUCCGUUAACGACUCCGCACCUGGGCCGCCCGAUCAUCAUCCGCCGCUGCAGAGACGCGACUCCCAAGCUUCCCAAUCGAGUUCGGUGAGUAGUGCCCCGUCGGUGGGUAGACGUACGGAAGAGCCACCACCGGUACCUCCGACGACGCGUUUGCCGUUUCAUCGUCAAGGUAGUCAGUCGCAGCCGGCUCCAGGUGAGGACACCGAGGACACUAUGAAGAAUUUGCGCAAGACCUUCGCCGGCAUAUUCGGUGAUAUGUAAGCUGCACUGAUCCUGCAGUACAAAAUACCCCAGCAUUGUCAACUCGCACAUACAUAGAGUCCACAGUGUAAACACUAGCAAUGUUUUUAACAUCAAAUACACCUGACAUAUGAGCAAUUCGCGUGACGACGUUAAGUGGAAUCGACAAAGAAUUAUGAAUUAUUUUUCUUUUCGACCAAAAAACCUACGCUGAGACUGAGAAUUAAAGUUUUCAAUAUACAAUUUUACCAACGUUUAAUUUAGGUACUUUUUACAUGGACACGAGAGAGACUGAAUACGUUGAAUAAUGUAACAAUCUCGCCGCACCGUCCCCGAGAUACUUGAAGCGUUAUUUGAAUUUUUUUCAAACCAAAUCACAUCGAAAAAUUGAUUCUAAAUGUUUUCAAUUUUACCUAAACUACUCGUUCGUGCGGGUGCUCAUUGCAUUUAUGUUAAACGUGUUACAGAGAAUAAAGAGGUUUAAAAAAUGUUAAAAGGAGAAGUGAUAAUUUCAAAAAAUUGAAAACAUUUUAAAAAUUUUCGGAAUGGGGAAUAAUAAAUCAUUGUAGGAGCACUGAUGAAUGAACAUGUGGCUUCAUUAACGAAAAAGAAUAAAAAAAUUUAUAUCCUCAUAUUAAUAGCAAUAAUCUCAACUCUUUAUAAUUAAAAAAAUAAAACUCAAGUUAUCUCUGUCCUUUAAAUCGAAAUUGAUCUUUUAGUAUGAUAUAUAGUAAAGAGUAUUCCUCGUGAUUCGGAAUUUUACAAGUCAUUUUUUUUCUCUUUCUCUCUCCUUUAGGAGCGAUCGUGAAGUCUUUGUAUCUAUACACGGCAAAUUGUUGUUUACCAAUGUAAUGGUACCUUAUACCUAUAAUGUAUUACUGUCUUCAUAAAUUAUAAAAAAUAUUAUAUUAUAUAUAUUAUAUUAUGUAUGUUAAGAGGUCACAAUUGUGUACAAGUGCAACUUACAUGCGCUAGGUAUGCAUAUCGUUUGAGUAUUCACAAGAACCAUAUAAUUAGCUCAUCAAAAUAUAAAAGACACGCGAUGUAUUUACGUGUGCGAAAAUAAUUGGAAAAA
Trichogramma pretiosum is the source of this 2965-nucleotide messenger RNA. RefSeq names its product synapsin (gene Syn). Gene Ontology annotation, molecular function: metal ion binding; ATP binding. Gene Ontology annotation, cellular component: synaptic vesicle; synaptic vesicle membrane. The record is from RefSeq and is a predicted model, not a curated record. The coding region runs from base 1 to 1911 and encodes 636 amino acids. NCBI's taxonomy places the organism in Eukaryota, Metazoa, Arthropoda, Insecta, Hymenoptera, Trichogrammatidae. Gene Ontology annotation, biological process: neurotransmitter secretion. The transcript has 10 exons.